Ilyonectria robusta is the source of this 911-nucleotide messenger RNA. RefSeq lists its product as uncharacterized. The transcript has a single exon. Lineage: Eukaryota; Fungi; Ascomycota; Sordariomycetes; Hypocreales; Nectriaceae. The record is from RefSeq and is a predicted model, not a curated record. The coding region runs from base 209 to 790 and encodes 193 amino acids.
CCCGAUUCGAUGACCAAGUCUCUUGCGACUUUGCGGAAUGCGCACCGGAAACCCCGACGGCAAUCGUCCGCCAGAAGGAUAAGCAGACAUUCCUUUGACGUUCUCGACGUCGUUUGAUCGCUUUGACGUCUAUUUUGUGGGCCUUGGACGCCCAUUGUGAAAAUCCGAACGCGGUUCCAAUUGCUGCUAAGUCGUUCCCGGAUGUUAAAUGAGCUCUCGACCGCACUACACGGGGCCCGGCUUCAUGGCAAGCCGAGGAUGGCUGAGGCUAGAACGCACCAGGGCAAUGGUCGCAUCUAGAUGCAGCACGCGAGAUUCACUCAUUAGCAGAGCUAUUGACCGUUGGGUACAGAGCAAGGUUCGGUUCGAUUCCUCACAGCGCUAUUGGUAUUGGUAUCUUCUUUGCGUGACUCAGUGCCAUGGUCGAGGUCGUCUUUGGCAGAUGUCACCAAUUAAAGUUUCCAUAGAGAGAGUAUUGACCUGUCAUUUACCAGGAGUCGAGUUGGGCAACGGACAAGAGCACGAAUGUGCGGAGCCCUCCGGCUUCGCGACGGUGCGCAGUUCCAGGCCAUUCCUGUGGUGGAGAAGACGGGGAGACGGAGAAGACAAUCGCCCCAAAGUAGAGUCUUUACACGCAUUGAUAUUCACAGGCUGUCACGCGAUAGUAGCAUCGUAUCACCUCUCUCAGUUCCUGAUGCAUCGUGGUGUACAACUGCCCCUAACAAUGGAGCUGCACGGCGAACUCACCACACUGGAGCUCGUUUCAUUCAAACAUAGAGUAGGCUGGUAGACCCCUUUGCAGCUGAAAUACACGCGGGAUAAACUACACACCCUUGCGGUGAUGCUCUCAUAAUACGUCUUUAUAGAAUUGAGGAGAAUACAGUACAUAGUUGAGCAUCCCAUCCACAUCA